This is a messenger RNA of Microthlaspi erraticum, 999 nucleotides long. Lineage: Eukaryota; Viridiplantae; Streptophyta; Magnoliopsida; Brassicales; Brassicaceae. The record is from the annotation of a GenBank genome assembly.
AUGUGCAGCGUGUUUCUAUGGAAAGGAAGCCUCGAUGCGCAUCACACAGCUCGAGUCGCGUGGGAUACGGUAACAAAGUCAAAAGAAGCAGGAGGGUUGGGGAUUAGGGACCUAAUUACCUGGAAUAGAGCCUGCUGUCUGAAACUGAUCUGGUUAAUCUUCUUUCAAUCCGGCUCGGUAUGGGUUGCCUGGUUUAGAGCGGAGAUACUUGAUGGAAACCUGAGUAACUUCUGGACAGUCAAACCCAAUCAGAGAAACUCGUGGCUUGUAAAUAAGCUGCUAAGGAUAAGGGAGGAUAUUUACCCGUGGAUCAAACUGCGAAUCGGGAAUGGAGCGUCCUGUAGGUUCUGGUCGGACAACUGGACUCCGUUUGGCAACAUCAGCAACUAUCUGAGAGGAAGCGAAACCUCAAGACUGGGGAUUACUGAGAUGGCAACGGUGGCUAGUCUUCACAGUAGGAACCGAUGGCGUCUUCCACCUGCGAGAUCGGACAAGCUGGUUAGUCUUCUGGCGCAUCUAACCACGAUCUCUUUGACUGACGAGGAGGAUUAUUAUGAAUGGGAUAUUGAGGGUUUUGUCUCAAAAAAGUUUGGAACUGGAGAGGUGUACAAGCAAUUACGAGGAGAAAUGGUGGUGGUACCUUGGGCUAAAACUGUGUGGUGUGUAGGAGGAAUAGCAAAGCAUAACUUCCUUGCUUGGCUUGUCACUCUCAAUCGUUGCCCUACUAGAGACAGGAUCGCAAGUUGGGGACUACAUACCGACUUGAACUGUCUUCUUUGCAACGUUAGAUCGGAAUCCAGAGAUCACCUUUUCUUCGAUUGUGAGGUCAGCUGGAGCAUCUGGCGACAAAUGGCUAGGAGAUGCAAUCUGCAACCGCUAAGACGAUGGACUCACUCACUGGAGCAGAUGAACACACUCGCUUCUGGUAAACUGGCGAAAAGACUUACUCUCAUUGCAUGGCAAGCAUGUUUAUUGGAUAUGGUCGGAGAGAAACGGUAG